AUGACGCAGCCUGUCGAACGUUGCCUUUUUUCGGGGGACGAUGUUACAUUUGGAGCGAGGGGUGGAGGGGGAGCUGGCGGGGAAAGUGACAGCGGGACCUCGGGUGGUGAACACAGGGCCCGGGGAAGAGGACGAUAUGGAACUGGAAGGGGAAAAAGGGAUCAUUAUCGAGGCCGUGGCCGCGGCUGUCAACCUACCCCAUUUGGAAGGGGCCAGGAUGAAGGGACCAGGAUGGAUGAGGAUGAGGGGAUGGAGGUUUUCACCAAGAGGAAAUUGGAGUCGAACUGGGAUCGUUACAAGGAGUCAGAGAAGGAGGAGCCUAGUGAUGACACGCCCACACAGAGAGGGACGGACUACCACGUCCUCCUCGAAUCAGCAGGGGACUCUUUCACUCAAUUCCGCUUUUCUGAGGAGAAGGAGUGGGAUAUGGACUCAUUGGGGGCCAAUCAGUUUUCAGCCGUGUUUGUGGACCUCCCAGCCCUGGCCCAGUCUCUACAGGAGCUGCCUCUCCACCACAGACUGAACCUGGAGGCUGAACUAGUCCAGAUGACCUCUCCGGUGGAGCUACCCACUAUGACCAUGGCACCCAAACAGAACUCUGUAGCGCUGGGUGUGUUUAAGCUUACUGUCCCAGGAGUAGCUCAGAAAGGCCUUACUCCAAGCCUGGGCGUUUCCUGUGCCGAGAGCACAGCCCCAGGCACUGUUCCUCUGGGCUCCUCAGCUGCCAAGACCCCUGUGGUGGAUGACAUGGAUAAAGAUUUGGACCAGCUGCUCAGUCUACAGAGCUCAGUCUCAGAACCUUCAGCGUUCCAAACUGGCACGCUUGUGGAGGUUCCGAAUAAACCAGCAUUAGAGGAGAGGGAGGAGCUUGUUCCAGAGGAGGAGAGGGAGGAGCUUGUUCCAGAGGAGGAGGAUAAGAAGCAGGAGACACAGCAGGCCAAGGAGGAGAUUCAGAAGAAGGAGGUGGUGACAGAGGAGGACCUGGAAGACUGGCUGGACAGCAUGAUCUCCUGACCCUGAACUCUAACCUUUUGACCUUGUCUGACCUAGGAAAAGGACCGUCCAGUCCCCAAUUCAGCCCUUAUCACAUAACGAGUACAUCCCUCAGCCUCUAACAGUCUUACAUCAUAAAAUAAUCCACCACAGUCAAUACAUGGAGUACUGCUUAUAUAACGGCAGAUUCAGUAAUAUACUUUUCAUAAGAUCGACUUUGGACGAAGGCAUUGUUGGGAGUUCUUUCCCUCCCAUUUGACUGAUUCACAUCAAGUCCCAUGUUUUCUCCAUCCUACCGACUACCCUGGAUGGCUGUGGCUGUAGCCUUCGAAGUCAAAGGACAUGAAUUUCCUAUUCCUUGUGCCUUGUCAGACACGGCAAGGGGGACACACACACAUAUUUUCCCCUCUGAAAGGUUUCUGUAAUUGGAUCGAUGUUGUGAGUUAGUUGACAGCCCAUGGAAUACAGACAUGGUUUAUUGCAUUGGUUAAUUUAUUCAUUUCCAUCCCCCCUCUUCUCUUCUCAGAAAAGCAGUUUUACCAAAGUUACUACAUAUAAAUGGUCAUCCAAUAGCA
Messenger RNA from Salvelinus fontinalis (brook trout), 1568 nucleotides. It is a transcript of the gene aven, whose product is annotated as apoptosis, caspase activation inhibitor. Gene Ontology annotation, biological process: negative regulation of G2/M transition of mitotic cell cycle. The transcript is spliced from 7 exons. Lineage: Eukaryota; Metazoa; Chordata; Actinopteri; Salmoniformes; Salmonidae. Bases 1 to 1014 code for a protein of 337 amino acids. The record is from RefSeq and is a predicted model, not a curated record.